Quercus lobata is the source of this 568-nucleotide messenger RNA. RefSeq lists its product as uncharacterized. The record is from RefSeq and is a predicted model, not a curated record. The transcript has 4 exons. Bases 70 to 387 code for a protein of 105 amino acids. Lineage: Eukaryota; Viridiplantae; Streptophyta; Magnoliopsida; Fagales; Fagaceae.
AACAUAAACACAUACUCGGUCCCGCUCGCGUUUGUUUCAGAUUCACGACCCAUCUCUCCAAAUUGCAUAAUGGCGUUCGCUUACAUUGUGAAGCGGCCUCUGAGAUUCUUGGUUUGUGUCGGAAUUGGUACUUUUCUUGCGUAUCGCUUCCCAGAGGGGCCAAUCCCUUAUCUUGAACCGUUUAUUAAACGAGAAGAACGAAUUUAUUUAUCAAUGGCAGAUUGGGAGUUCGAUAAAAUCAAUGACAUAAUUCGCAAGAAAGGGAAGGCAGCAAAAUCUAUGACUGUGGGGGAGUUAGCUGAGGAGAUUAGGGAUUUUGGAGGAAUAUGGGAGGAAUUGGCCAAAUCUAAAGAGAACCAAGGUGCGAAUCAGAAGAAGAAAGAUUGAUGUGAAAUCUGCAGAGUUAUAUUCCUCACUUCUCACUGGAUUAUUAACUACUAGCUUAUAUUGAAAUAUUUUGUUAAAAUUGUGUUAUGUUUCAUGUAUAGUACUUAUUAUGUGUAGUAUUUUGGGGAUUCAACUUUAAUUAUAUUUUAUGCUAUUAGAGAGGAUAAUCAAUAGUAUGAAA